Molecule: messenger RNA, 1947 nt
Organism: Arthroderma uncinatum
Lineage: Eukaryota; Fungi; Ascomycota; Eurotiomycetes; Onygenales; Arthrodermataceae
Product: chromate ion transporter
Exons: 9
Coding region: 1-1947 (648 amino acids)
Biological process (GO): chromate transport; translation
Cellular component (GO): ribosome
Molecular function (GO): chromate transmembrane transporter activity; structural constituent of ribosome
Source: RefSeq, a predicted model, not a curated record
AUGGCGAUAAAUUCUUUUAUUAAAGCGUUUAGACAAGGCCUGGACCCUGGUGAAUCUGGCCAGGCUUACGAACCUAACAAGGGCAAACUGCAUAGCCGCAUUGUCGAUGUUAUUCAGCGAACGUUUGACCUAGGAUUCACCUCUUUUGGAGGGCCGCCGUAUCAGGAGCUGUUUGCGAUCAGUCAAGCGCUGCCGGGACCGGGAAGCACCAAGAUGCUCUUCUGCAUAACGAUGAUACAUGCAGGCUUUCUCCCGGCAGUGCUUACAUUCUUCAUGUGGACUCUUCCCGGGGCGAUCGGAAUGUUCGGCCUUGCCCUUGGAGUCGCCAAGCUAGACCAGAACCUCCCUACCAUAGUAUAUGCGUUCCUUUCUGGACUUAACGCAUCAACUGUUGGCAUUAUCGCCCUCGCAGCAGUCCAGCUAGCAGAUAAGUCCAUCCAAGAUAAAAUAACCAGGAUUCUGGUCAUUUUUGGCGCAUCUGCUGGCUUGUGUUACCAAGCUAUUUGGUACUUUCCGAUCCUUAUAAUAAUCGGUGGUUGCACAACCGUAUUUUGGGAUCUGAUUGCUCAGCCCAAUAUCAAGAAGCUGAGGCGUAAACUUCGUCAAAGACGCUCAAGUCCCUCGGCUGAUGCUGAAGCCGGUGUUAAUCAAGUCGGCAUCCAGUUGAAUGACCCCCGCCUGAAUCCAACGCUCCAGCGGCGCAAUGCUAUGGCUGGGAGGGGACAGGAAGUUGACGGUGACGAAACCUUCCUCCGGCGUUCGGGUAGCUCGACCGUUGUCCCUGACAGCCCUAGUACCCUCGUUGGAACUCCUGAAAUUCAACGUAUGGAUACUCAUUCACACUCUAUACCUAUUAAAUGGGGUAUCUUGAUCAUCGUGCUCUUCUUCGUGCGCCAGAUGAUGGAGAAACCAACACUUGACCUCGACCUUUUCUCCAACUUAUACCUUGCUGGAACAGUGAUAUUUGGCGGCGGACCGGUCGUUAUUCCCUUACUACGCGAAUAUGUUGUUGGACCCGGCUGGGUUUCACCACGAGACUUCCUCAUUGGCCUUGCUCUCAUCCAAGCUUUUCCAGGGCCGAAUUUCAAUUUUGCUAUAUAUCUAGGAGGACUUGCGGUAGCCUCUAUGAACUCGCCCACAAUCUUGGGCGCUUCCAUGGCGUUCGUCGCCAUAUAUGUCCCAGGCUUAACUUUGGCGGUGGGGUUCCAGAGCUGUUGGAGUGUUCUGCGAAAGUACCAGCUUACAACUAGUGCCCUCAGAGGGAUGAACUCGGCUGCAGUUGGGCUGGUAUUCACUGCAGUUUAUCGGCUGUGGGAGAUUGGCUACUUGAGUGCCCAUGCAUCUAAUGGCCAGAGUCUUGGAAUGGAACCCUUUUGGGUGGUUGUAGCGGCUGUAACCUAUGCUGAAAAUGCUUGGUUUAAAGUCCCACCCGCCAUUGCUAUUGCCAUUGGUGGUAUACUGGGCCUAUGCUGCACCACCAACACCGCCAACAUGGGUCGUCUUCACAGCAAUGGCAAGGGUAUCUCUGCCUCCGCCCUCCCUUACUCUCGCACCGCCCCCGCCUGGGUGAAGACCACUCCUGAUCAGGUUGUCGACCACAUCUGCAAGAUGGCCAAGAAGGGUGCCACCCCAUCUCAGAUCGGUGUUGUCCUCCGUGACAGCCACGGCAUUGCCCAAGUCAAGGUCGUUACCGGAAACAAGAUCCUCCGCAUCCUCAAGUCCAACGGCCUCGCUCCUGAAAUCCCAGAGGACCUUUACAUGUUGAUCAGAAAGGCCGUUGCUGUCCGCAAGCAUCUCGAGCGUAACCGCAAGGACAAGGACAGCAAGUUCCGUCUUAUUCUGAUCGAGUCCCGUAUCCACCGUCUCUCCCGCUACUACAAGUCCGUUGGUGUCCUCCCACCAACCUGGAGAUACGAGAGUGCCACUGCUAGCACCAUGGUCGCUUAA